AUGGCGCUUCCUCCCAAGUGGUACCAGUUCCUGGUCGGUCUUUUCGCCUCGCUCGGGUCCCUCCUCUACGGUUACGAUCUGGGUGUUAUUGCGCAGGUCAUUGCCUCGCAAUCCUUCAACGCCGAAUUCAAGCCUGAGACCAAUGAAACUGGCGCGGUAGUGUCAGUCUUCACAGGCGGUGCCUUCUUCGGUGCUGCACUGGCUGGUUUCGCUGGUGACAGGCUUGGUCGUCGAUGGACCAUCUUCGUGGGUGCUAUCAUCUUCUGCCUCGGAGGAGCUCUCCAGACUGGAGCUCAGUCUCUUGCAUACCUCUACUCUGGACGUGCUAUCGCCGGUCUUGGUGUCGGUACUCUUUGCAUGAUCAUUCCUCUGUACCAGGCCGAGCUGGCUCACCCCAGCAUUCGUGGACGUAUCACUGCUCUCCAACAGUUUAUGUUGGGCGUUGGUUCCUUAUGCGCAGCCUGGAUCUCUUACGGCACCUACAUUGGAUUCUCUCCCACCAACAACGGCCAAUGGCGAACGCCUCUCGGUAUCCAGGUCAUUCCAGCUGUUCUUCUCGCAGCUCUUAUUAUGAUAUUCCCGGAAAGCCCUAGGUGGCUCAUUGAUCACGGUCACGUUGAGAAGGGUCUCCAGACCCUUGCUAGGCUCCACGCUCAUGGUGAUGAGAGUGACCCGUGGGUUCAGGCCGAGUUCCAGCAGAUCCAGGACACCAUCACUUUCGAGCAUGAGCAUGAAGCAAAGUCCUUCAUCGAGCUGUUCAAGGACAAGUCUUGCUUCCGCAGGGUUUUCCUUGCUUGCGCGAUCCAAGGUUCUGUUCAGAUGACCGGUGUGUCCGCUAUUCAGUAUUAUUCCGUUGAGAUUUAUUCUCAAAUGGGUAUUUCUGGUGAUGAUACUCUGAAGUACCAGGCCAUCUCCUCCAUCAUUGCUCUGAUUGCCCAAGCUCUGUGUAUUCUGUUCAUUGAUCAAUUCGGUCGUCGCUGGCCCCUUAUCUUGGGUAAUCUCGGAAACAUGGUUACCUUCAUCAUCUCCACCAUCAUGCUAGCACUAUUCCCUCCCGGCUCGAGCAACAACACUGCUGCCGCUUGGGGUUUCAUCGUCAUUACUUGGGUCUACAACUUCAGUUUUAGUGCCACCUGCGGACCGUUGUCUUGGAUUAUUCCCGCUGAGAUUUUCGACACCAAGACGCGUUCGAAGGGUGUCGCGCUCGCCACAAUGGUUUCUUUCGGUCUCAACACCAUGAUCGGACAGGUUACCGGAAUUGCGAUGAAGAGUAUUGGCUGGAAGUUCUACCUGUUGUUCGUCGUCUGCAACUUGACCAACGCCAUUUUCUUCUAUUGCUUCCUGCCCGAGACCGCCAAGCGUCCUCUUGAAGAGAUGAACUAUCUGUUCACAAACGCCCCGCUAUUCGUUCCUGGCAUGAACAAGAGUGACUGGCAGAGCACCGACAUCGAGCGUCGCGUUGCCGAAGUCGAGGCCAAGCAAGGAUCCGUCUCACACCACGAGGUGACCGUUGCUUACGACCAGAAUUUCUAA
This is a messenger RNA of Ascochyta rabiei, 1533 nucleotides long. RefSeq lists its product as uncharacterized. Gene Ontology annotation, molecular function: carbohydrate:proton symporter activity. The record is from RefSeq and is a predicted model, not a curated record. The coding region runs from base 1 to 1533 and encodes 510 amino acids. NCBI's taxonomy places the organism in Eukaryota, Fungi, Ascomycota, Dothideomycetes, Pleosporales, Didymellaceae. Gene Ontology annotation, biological process: transmembrane transport; carbohydrate transport. Gene Ontology annotation, cellular component: membrane. The transcript has 4 exons.